This is a messenger RNA of Dipodomys spectabilis (banner-tailed kangaroo rat), 1798 nucleotides long. It is a transcript of the gene Ube2v1, whose product is annotated as ubiquitin conjugating enzyme E2 V1. Gene Ontology annotation, cellular component: nucleus. Gene Ontology annotation, biological process: DNA damage tolerance; protein K63-linked ubiquitination. The coding region runs from base 61 to 504 and encodes 147 amino acids. The record is from RefSeq and is a predicted model, not a curated record. NCBI's taxonomy places the organism in Eukaryota, Metazoa, Chordata, Mammalia, Rodentia, Heteromyidae. The transcript is spliced from 4 exons.
GGGGCCCGGGGACGCCGGGGGGUGAAGAAGGGGCCGGCCUUCGAACGACAGCGACGCAAGAUGGCAGCCACCACAGGCUCGGGAGUAAAAGUCCCUCGCAAUUUCCGCCUGUUGGAAGAACUCGAAGAAGGCCAGAAGGGAGUAGGAGAUGGCACAGUUAGCUGGGGUCUGGAAGAUGACGAAGACAUGACCCUUACCAGAUGGACAGGGAUGAUAAUUGGGCCUCCAAGAACAAUUUAUGAAAACCGAAUAUACAGCCUUAAAAUAGAAUGUGGACCUAAGUACCCAGAAGCGCCCCCCUUUGUAAGAUUUGUAACAAAAACUAAUAUGAACGGAGUUAAUAGUUCUAAUGGAGUGGUGGACCCAAGAGCCAUAUCCGUGCUAGCAAAGUGGCAGAACUCCUAUAGCAUCAAAGUCGUCCUGCAAGAGCUGCGGCGCCUGAUGAUGUCUAAAGAAAACAUGAAACUCCCCCAGCCGCCGGAAGGACAGUGUUACAGCAACUAAUUGAAAGCCCCGCCCCUCGAUUUCCGGGCCUCCAUCCUCCACAGUAGUCAGUUUCUAGAUCCGUCUGUAGACCUUCAAGUACUGGAAAGGAAGCUCCCAUUCGAGGCAGUUCAUCCUAAGACACUGUACAUGAUACUAAUUCUGUCCGUUUGAAAUAUAUGAGUUGUGCUAUAACAGACCAUCUGUCAAUGUAACCACUGUCCUCCUUGCCCGGGACUGGACGCAGCCGAGCUGACCCCGCGCUGACCGGCGGGCGCUGCUGACUCAACUGUGAACAGACUCGGCACACAAUCACUGCUGCUGCAAUGCUGGGGUCUCUGCCCCCCUCCCCAGUCCUGUCCUGCGCCCCCCUCCUCCCUGCCUCCCUCCCUGCCAGUGCACCCGACGUCUGCCCCCCUCCCCCAUUCUGUCCCCUGCUCUUGUUCCCGCCCCCGCCCUUCAUGCUGACACUCCUGGGGUGUGCUCGCCCCUUCCCGUUCCUAUUCCCCACGUCCUGCCCUCCAUGCUGGCACGUCUGGGGUGCACCCCCCUUCCCUGCUCCUGUCCUCCCCAUUCCUUUUCCCCUCAUCUCUCCGUGUUGGCACGCCGGGGUCUCUCCCAGUCCCUGUCCCCCAAGGCCCCCCAGCACGGUGGCUCCUGAGAGUAGAUGCAGCCUGGGACGCGUGGUGUGAGGCUCUCCCUGCGGCCCGGCUUUCUCUGCAGACCUCCCGCCCCACUCCAGCCCCACGCGGCCGAGGCGCGCUGCAGCCCUCCAGCCCCUUGGACGCGCUCCCACCCUCCCUCUCCCUGCGCUGGGGGGGGCCGCUUUCUUCCUCUCCUCCACCCGCUUGCUGCCCCACACCCCCAGCUACCAGAUGAGGCCGGCAUCUGACGCCUCCUCAGUGCAGCCAGGCCUGCCCCACGCCCGCCCCCCCACCCCGCCGCCUCAGCCAGCCCUCAGCUCCGGGUCUGUAGGUGACAACCUCCUGGUGGCAGCUGCCCCAGCUCAGCCCGGGGAUGGGGACGGCCACAGGAGGCCCGAAGCACACGUCCUCUCCUUCCCGGUCCCCACCGCUUUGCUUUGAAAUGUGGAAGGUUUGCACAGGCCCGGCCCACCCCUCGGGUCCACCGAGUCAGUGGGAGCCCCCCACUGGGCACCCCCCCCACUGCUGCUCCUGAGGCCCUCUGCCGGCUUGGGGGAAGCUGGGCAACACGGGAGGUGGGGGGUUGUGGGGGGGGGGGGGGCGGCCCUCUCUGUUAGGACCACUAAUCGCUGGGCGGAUGCGAACCGAAAUAAAGGCAGUUCAUCGUGUUC